GCCUCCUCUCUUAUAUAACUGCCUUAGCUUGAAAUUCUCUCUCUCUCUCUCUCUACAACCAAGAAAGAUUAUUCCUGGUUGUAAUGAAGUGAAGCACAAAGAUGAGAGGUUUCCUGUUGUUAAUAGAGUGAGAGAGCCUGAUGAUCAAAAUGAUGAUGCUGGUAAAAGUGAAGGUCAUGAUGUUCAUGAUUAAUGUGAUUCUGACGACCAUAAUGUGGACUACAUGUCCAUAGGUGGCGGAAGCGAUUAUGGUGACGGGGAUCCCGAUGAUGAUAAUGUUGACGAUGACGAUGAUGGGACAAAUGAUGAAAGGGGAAGCAGCGAUGGAGAUGAGGAAAUCUGGGAAAAAGGAGUUAGCAGGUGAAGGUAAUGUUGACUUCUAAAAACUGGAUUUACGGAGUUAGCAGAUGCUACAACCAUAAUAGUACCAACCCAGAACAUAACCAGUCCUAGAAGUAGCAAAAACUAGAAUGAUGAGGAAAUCGGGGAAAAAGGACAAUGGAGAUAUCACACACAUCCAGCACCGCGAAGUCUAAACCGAAAUACUCACAAUUCUUCACCACUUUAAGGGUGCGUUUUCACUAAAUUUUUCUAUCUUCAGACUAAUGACAAUAGUCAAGUUGUUUUGGCUAAGAGGGUAGAUACAGUACAUGAAAGAUAUAGAUGAAAAUGUUCAUGUGAGACACAUGAACACUUUCAUGUAUCCUAACACUUUUGUUCAACUAAAUGGUACUUUAGUUCAUGUAUAUGAGAAGAGUGAAAUAACUAGAAUUCUGUAAAAACGUGAGCUUUUAGUCCAUUUAGUAUACUGUAAACAGCCCCUAAGCGUACCCAAAGUGAAUGAGCCGGUACCUCCUCACAGCUCAAACCAAAUUCUUCACCCUUGAGCAAAACAUGACAUCAUCCACUUACUUCACAUCUGUGAUAUCACAACAGUUCAUUAUUGUUAGCCUUUAUUUACUCUGUAAUGUGAACGUAUGCAAAAAGUACUAGUAUGUAUAUGCUUAGCAAUAGAUACGAAGAGAUAUACUCAAUCAUUAGUCUUUGGUAUUCCUCAUUUAAUAAUUGUCCUUUAUUGUCUAAAAUGUGGAUGGUCUUUAUGGCUGUAAUGCUGUAUCCCCUGGCUGUAUACUCCUUUUUCUGUUUUUGAUUCCUUCUUGUCUGGGCCGGAGACUUUGACUCUAACCAGAGUGCAGCGAGUUGCUGUAGUAAAAUGAAUCCACUAUAGAUAGACUUGUGCAUUUCUCCUUUUGUAGUAAAAUGAAUCCACUCCACCAUAGGUAGACUUCUGCAUUUCUCCUUUUGCAGUAGUAGUAAAAAUGAAUCCCCUCCACUAUUGAUAGACUUCUUCGUUUCUCCUUUCUACUACACCUCUGUUCUUGAACUCAAUGGCAUCCUCUUCAUCUCUUUCCACCGAACAAGUUAAACCACCACAACAGCCAGGGCUUCCUUUCCGUCCCAAACCCAGUUCCUCAUCUUGUUUCACACCACCUCUUACAUGUCUUGAAUUCCUUUCUUGCCUGCAGACAGACCAGAUCAUGCCAAUCCACAAGAUCAACGACGUGGUAAUCCCAACUCUGAUUCAUUACCUGUCCCAAUGCAAUCCCCGUCUUUGUUCGUCCGAGAGUGGUGAUAGCUCUCCACUCCAGGAGACGUAUGAUAUAAUUGACGGAGAUCUUUCCAACAUCAAGAAAACCCUUGAAAGACUCAAAGAAUGGGAAGACAGCCUCAACACUCUUACCAAAACUUUGAUGCUCUACGAUUGGGAAGCUCUCUGCAGUGAAGAAACAAACUCUGUUGAGGUUUUACAAACUGCAAUUCCUAAAGUCCAUGAGAUGGUAUCGGGAUUAAAAUCCCACAUUUCUCUACCUCUUGAAACCUCUUUAGCUCCUAAAUCUUCAGACAUUUCUCACCUCCCAAUACCCAAAAAUGCAGCCUCGAUUCUAAAAUGCAGUGAAAAUUUCCCAGAGACUGACACCUCUGUCAAUUUUAAAAAACGUUAUGAUACCCUCAAUUCCCAACAGCAACAGAGCUUGUUGUAUUUCUCAUUUUUCCCGGAAAAUUCUCUGAUCAGGAAAAAGGUCCCCACUUACUUGUGGAUGGGAGAGGAAUUCCUCCAAUCCACCGCUCAUGAGAUUGGGAGGAGAUUGCCGAUUCGUUGUUUGAAGAGCUAAUUGCCAUGGGAUUCGUUGAGCCCGUCGAAGAAAACGUCAAAGGAGACUUCAAUGUAUGCUCGGUAAAGCCAGAUAUUCGAUCAGCUUUGCUCGAAAUAGCCCAUACUAAGGGCUUCUUUGAUUUCGAUUCAGACGACAACCCCACUGCCAAUUCUCGCAGAGCAUGGUUGGAGAAAACUAAAGAAGGGUCAUUACAACAUCUAUCCAAGUUCUCGAAUCACAACAAGCUCCUAACUUUAUUCAAUAUCAACAACUUUAUUCAAUAUCAACGAGAAUUGCCUCGAAUUCCCAAGCCGCUGGUUAUCAAAGAAGGAGGACAUCGCAGUGAUUCAUCUGGGAAAUUGGAGCAGUAGUUCCACAGACAACUACAUUGAAGCAGAGUACCCAGAUUUCUUAAAAUAUUUGCACGAUGCGAAACUCCUGAGGUGUUUGAGCCUCAAUGGGAUCUGUGGAAUCACACAGCUUCCAGAUUCCAUUUCCAAAUUAGCCCUUCUCAACAUAUUGGACCUGAAAUAUUGCCGGGAUUUGGAGAAGUUGCCCAAGGAGAUAGGUAUGCUCAGAAAGCUAACGCACUUGGACAUAUCCGGCUGUUACCUACUGGACGAAAUGCCUAAGGAACUUGCUUCGCUUUCAGAGCUCCGAGUUCUCAAGGGAUUCAUUAUUUUUAGCUCAAGGAAAGGAACUAAGCAGUGCACUCUUGGUGAUUUGGUGAAAUUGGGGAAGUUGAGGAAACUCAGCCUCUAUGCCGACAAAGAGACCACUGGAGAAAAUGGAGAGCUGAACUACUUAUCAGAGUUUCGAUACUUGCGAAUAUUAGCAAUAUCGUGGAUUGCACCAUGUCCUGAUCCCCAAUCAGAGCCAAUCAAGAAGCUCAUCGACACAAGUGUGGUGUCCCCAUCGCUUCCUUCUGGCUUAGAGAAAUUAGACUUGAGGUGUUGGCCUUUGUCGACGAUGCCCAGUUGGAUAAAGCCAAGUGAACUCAACAGCUUGAAGAAACUCUACAUCAGGGGAGGAAAGCUUUCGCGUAUGCAAAUUAUACAAGUAGAGGGGUCUAAGUCACAAUGGAUGGUUAAGAUCUUACGUCUCAAGUUCUUGAGAGAACUGAGCAUGGAUUGGGAAGAAGUAGGUACAUUGUUUCCAAACUUGGUGUACUUCGAGAAAGUGGAUUGCCCUCAGCUAUCGUCCUUUCCAUUCCAGGUUGUGUGGAGAGUCUAAAAUGGAAGCACCAGUAGAUAAACAUGAGGAGAAUAAGGAAUCAUGUUGUUGCAGCUUUGUUCAUAUCAAUCCUGUAAAGCAUAUUUAGUUAUAAUCAGUUUGCUAUGUAAGUAAUGACGAUUAUCAACUUGUUAGAACCAUGGUUAGGAGUUAAGUUGGUUGUCACUCUGCAAUACUCUGUCUCUGUUGGAAUUAAUGAAGAAUCACUUCUGUAUUUU
This is a messenger RNA of Rhododendron vialii, 3607 nucleotides long. RefSeq lists its product as uncharacterized. The transcript is spliced from 2 exons. The record is from RefSeq and is a predicted model, not a curated record. NCBI's taxonomy places the organism in Eukaryota, Viridiplantae, Streptophyta, Magnoliopsida, Ericales, Ericaceae. The coding region runs from base 1389 to 2174 and encodes 261 amino acids.